This is a messenger RNA of Suillus subalutaceus, 456 nucleotides long. RefSeq lists its product as uncharacterized. The record is from RefSeq and is a predicted model, not a curated record. Lineage: Eukaryota; Fungi; Basidiomycota; Agaricomycetes; Boletales; Suillaceae. The coding region runs from base 1 to 456 and encodes 151 amino acids. The transcript is spliced from 3 exons.
AUGACCCUCCCUCAAGACUCGGAGUGCAGUAGAGAUGCACUUGGAAGCACUAAGAAGGGGAAAGCAACACUUGAGGUAGUGGAUCCCAAGCUGCUGCAGUCAGACAUGCUACCCCUCAGCAAUCCUGCAUCGGUUAGGCUCCCAAAACUUAGGCGCUUGAACAUCUUCUCCCCGGCGUCUCAUCUUGAUUUCUCGGGGUUAGAACCAGUAGUAGAUAUGCUGGCAGGUAUGGGCUUCACUGGAAACGGACGUACCAACGAUGUCCUGUCGGAUAAGUAUAGUUUAAUUAUAAAAGGGCAGCGCGUUUUCAUCCAUACUGUUGCUGUCGCGCUGUGGGCUAUGGAACCGAAAGCCGUCGCUCCAACUUUGCAACUCACCAUUGAAGGCGUUUACGAAGGUGGUGUCGGCGGUAUUGAGACUAAUAACCCUCCUUGGUCGCCUGAAGGACGGUCAUAA